Petromyzon marinus (sea lamprey) is the source of this 1305-nucleotide messenger RNA. RefSeq names its product mitochondrial ribosomal protein L9 (gene MRPL9). Gene Ontology annotation, biological process: translation. The record is from RefSeq and is a predicted model, not a curated record. Lineage: Eukaryota; Metazoa; Chordata; Hyperoartia; Petromyzontiformes; Petromyzontidae. Gene Ontology annotation, molecular function: structural constituent of ribosome. Gene Ontology annotation, cellular component: ribosome.
CCACGCCUUGCCUAGCCCCCCGGGCCCGACCUCCGAGCCCCGCAUCUCCGCAGAGCCCGGCCAUGUCGCCCCUGUUCGCCUGCCGACUCCUCGCCCCGCUGCUCACACGCGCGGCACGGCGCGGGCAGUUCGCUCAGCAGUGCCCCAGGACGCUGGUGAUCGUGGAGCGCUGGUGGCCGGUGCCGCUGGCGAAGCUCGGCAAGCCCCCGCGCCUCACGUCGCGCCACCGCGUCUACCGCUUCGUGGAGGAUACCAAGACGCGGCCCAAGGACCUCCUGGAGCUCAUCCUGACGCGCCGGGUCCCCGGCUACGGGCACCGCGGGGACGUGGUGCGCGUGUCGAAGCCGUUUGGGCGGAACAAGCUGCUCGCGACCGGCCAGGCGGUGUAUGCCUCGCCCGAGAACCUGCGCCUCUUCCAGGAGGAGAAGCUUAACCCGGCCACAGCCAAAGAGGACACGACGCAGACCUGGACAGCGCUGCAGACCAUGGAGCAUCUGAAGAGCUCUCGCUUUGAGGUGCAGAUAAAAGCGGACGCCGAGUGGCAGCUGACGGAGGAGAUCGUGCAACGACGGUUCGAGAGAAACCUGGGAGUCUUCGUGGCGUCCCACGCCCUCAAGCUGCCGGACGAGCCAAUCACGCGCUUCGGGGAGUACUGGUGCGAGGUCACGUUCAACGGCCUCGACACGGUGCGCGUCCCCAUGCACGUGGUGCCGUUUGUGCCGGCAUCCGAGCAAGGCCAGCGGGAUUAGCGUCGAGAGCAGCAGCAGCAGCACCACCAAGAGCAGCAGCAGCAGCAGCAGCAUCGAUGCCAACAGCAGCAUCAGGAGCAUUGUUAUCAACAGUAGCAGAAGCCGCAUCAACAGCGGUAGCAUCAGCAGCAUCAUCAUGAUCAACAGCAGCAGCAGCAGCAUCAACAGCAUCAGUAACCAACAGCAGAAGCAGAAGCGGAAACACAAACACCAGAAGCAGCAGCAGCAGCAGCUCGUACAGCAGCGAGAUCACCCAACGACGUCAACAUCAGCAGCAGCAUCAGCGAGUUGGAGGAGAUUCCUCCCCCCAGGAUCUCUCUCUUCAACUCGUCCGUCCAACUUUGACCGCUGCCUCCCGGAGAGCCGAGCAGACUUCCCGAGAAUCCCGAUUCAAUCUCUGAACCUGGUGCGUGCGUGCGUGCGAGCGAGCGAGCGUGGUCGAUCAGCGGGGGGCGUCGGGCAUCUCUCUCCCAGUGCUCGUGUAAGAGUGACGACGAGAUUUGUAGAUAAUAAUAAGAACAAUAAAACAAAUACCACACAUCGCCAACAAAUGUGA